Molecule: messenger RNA, 366 nt
Organism: Paraglomus occultum
Lineage: Eukaryota; Fungi; Glomeromycota; Glomeromycetes; Paraglomerales; Paraglomeraceae
Source: the annotation of a GenBank genome assembly
AUGACUAGAGGAUUCGGCUUGUCUGGCAAAUGGGACAAAUUUAAAAACCGCACCUCCACUAAAGCCCGCGGACGUUGGAAAGGGCGAAAAGGGGAACUAGAGGAUUUGGCUUGUCUGGCAAAUGGGCUAAAUCCCCUGAAACACCUGAAGAAUACGCCUCUUCAUUCAUUACAUUAUUUGGUUCAAUCUCCAACGACCAACCGAUUCCCCAAAAUUCAACAUAUUUGGAAGAUGGACUUGGGAAUAUUACGAAAUUCCCCUGAAACACCUGAAGAAUACGCCUCUUCAUUUAUUACAUUAUUUGAUUCAAUCUCCACGACCAACAAAAUUCAACAUACUUGGAAGACAAUUGUGGGAGUACUAUGA